AGCAUGCGUAAAUAAACGUGGCGGGACGUAUGUGUCAUGGCGCUCUCCAUCUAAAGUCUGUGCAGCUUCCGGAGAGUGGCGGGUUGAUUUUCUCACUUUGGACUGGUUUUUACUUCCAGACUUCUGGACUCAUCUUUCAAGAGGACUUUAGACUAAUUGCAGAUAAUUAAGAGAAUAUGCCUUCUGCAUCCUGUGAUACACCACUGGAUGACAUCGAAGAUAUCGUGUCUCAGGAAGAUUCAAAACCACAAGAUAGGCAUUUUGUAAGAAAGGAUGUUGUCCCGAAGGUACGAAGGCGAAAUACCCAAAAAUAUUUGCAAGAGGAAGAAAACAGUCCACCAAGUGACAGCACUAUUCCAGGCAUACAGAAAAUUUGGAUACGAACAUGGGGUUGUUCUCAUAAUAAUUCAGAUGGAGAAUAUAUGGCUGGACAGCUAGCUGCUUAUGGCUAUAAAAUUACAGAAAAUGCAUCCGAUGCAGAUUUAUGGCUCCUGAACAGUUGCACUGUAAAAAACCCAGCUGAAGACCACUUUAGAAACUCAAUUAAAAAAGCUCAAGAGGAGAACAAGAAAAUCGUACUGGCUGGAUGCGUUCCUCAAGCCCAACCUCGCCAGGACUACCUUAAGGGACUGAGUAUCAUUGGGGUUCAGCAGAUAGAUCGUGUGGUAGAAGUUGUGGAGGAAACAAUUAAAGGUCACUCUGUGAGACUGCUGGGUCAGAAAAAGGAUAAUGGAAGGCGGCUUGGGGGAGCACGAUUGGAUUUGCCGAAGAUUAGGAAGAAUCCACUGAUAGAAAUCAUUUCCAUCAAUACCGGGUGUCUCAAUGCUUGUACCUACUGCAAAACUAAACACGCCAGAGGAAAUUUGGCCAGUUAUCCAAUUGAUGAACUAGUAGAUAGAGCCAAACAAUCUUUUCAAGAGGGUGUUUGUGAGAUAUGGUUGACCAGUGAAGACACGGGGGCUUAUGGCAGAGAUAUUGGCACCAAUCUCCCCACACUCCUGUGGAAACUGGUUGAAGUGAUUCCUGAGGGAGCAAUGCUGAGGCUUGGCAUGACAAAUCCGCCCUAUAUUUUAGAGCAUCUGGAGGAAAUGGCAAAAAUCCUUAAUCACCCCAGAGUCUACGCUUUUCUGCACAUACCAGUCCAGUCUGCCUCCGACAGCAUACUCAUGGAAAUGAAAAGAGAAUACUGUGUGGCUGACUUCAAAAGAGUAGUGGAUUUUCUGAAAGAGAAAGUUCCUGGAAUAACUAUUGCUACAGAUAUUAUCUGUGGUUUUCCUGGAGAAACAGAUCAGGAUUUUCAAGAAACAGUGAAACUUGUUGAAGAGUACAAAUUCCCAAGCCUCUUUAUUAACCAAUUUUACCCAAGACCAGGAACUCCUGCUGCAAAAAUGGAACAAGUUCCAGCACAAGUGAAAAAGCAAAGGACAAAAGAUCUUUCUCGGGUAUUUCAUUCUUACAGUCCAUAUGAUCACAAGCAACAUAGAAACUAUUGGACUGUGCUUCUUUAAAAUUAAGGACAUUCAUCUGGAAGCUGGGACAGGACUGAAAGGGAAGGUAUUUUAAACCAAACCAUUUCAUUCGCUCAGGAAGGCAGUGCCAGAAAGACAGCUUUCAAGAGGCCAGUGCUCCGCUUCUCCAUUGGAGAACGGGUGCCAUCCAGGGGGAAGGCAUGAACAGAUGGAUAAGUUAGAGAACCUGACAGCUUUCCUCUCCCUCCACGAGUCGUCAGUAGACUUUGAUUAGAAAUGUAAUAAACUCCCAUAAUGCCAAAUAAACUUCCUUCAAGUAUAUAAAUACCAAAACACGAGUGAUUUUCUUAUUUGUAACAUUUUAAUGAAUCUUAAUGUUUUUGCAUUAUCAUGAAUAUAUCAGUGUUUACAUUGGUCUUGCCUCUUUUUCAUGUUACCAGCUUGUCCAAAGGACAACCAGACAUCUGUAUGGUUCUCCCACUCAGGGAAAUCACUGUAGGCCAUGUUUUGUGUUUACUUAGACUUCAAGUGAAGUUAGGUGUCCUCUGUAUGCUUAUACCUAGUGUCAUAGCACAGAUUUAUAUGUGUGUAAACAGUGUGUUUGUAAUAGGACUCAAUAGUCUUUAUAUACAGUUUUUUAAAACUCUCAUUCAUUUAUUGUCACUAUACGCAAGACGUUGAAAAUGCAAACAGUAAGAUUCUGUGUGGUCCCAUGUCUUGACACACUCUCAGGCUGUUGGGGAGGAUGGAGAUGAACAGCUAAUUUUAAUUCUAAGAUUCAUAUGUAAUGCCAUUACUACCCACUAUUAGUAAUUACUGUAUUAUUGGUAGUAGUGUUAAUAGCAAAGCAUAAAUGUGUUUUAAAGGAACCUUGUUAUAAAAGUUUAACUGAAGGUCAUUUGAAACUUUGAAAGCACAAAGUAUUCAGUGCUAGCUUCAUGCCUGAAAAAGGUCUGGGGGACCAUGACUCAUUAAUUAUUUCAUUCAAAUAAAUCUAUUGCUCUUUCUCCUAAGAACUAAAAAUGUGUACUUUUUUUUUCUAAGAUAGAUAUUUAGGGGUUUCUCUAAACUGUUGUGGUUCUUGUGUCAACUUCCCAAGAACACGAUGGUCCCAAGGUACCUUUUUGAGUUUCGUAUUUGCCUUAAAUUGUAACCAAGAAAACCAAGAAUACCCAUCCAAAUAACUUGUCCAGUGCUUUUUCCUUCAUAGCACUGAACUCUUAUGUGUUAUUUCUUUGGACGCCUUCUCAAAUUAUAAAGGUAACACGGAGGAAUUACUUCCUAGCUGUCUCUCCUAUACUGCAAUAAAUUAUUGUCCUCUGCUCUUCCCAAAGGCCGCCAAGGUUAUUGACAGCCCUGACCAAUGUCUACCGUUGCCAUCCCCUCGCCCCCACCCCUUACUAAAGUGUCCCACCCCACACCCUUGAAUACAGAUUAGAAUCAAAGAAGGAACUAUUGGGAGGAGAAGGGGGUUGGGACGGUCAUGCAUGAUGCAGUUUGUCAGCAUUAAUGUGAACAAAAGGUCACCAAGACUCAUCAGAUUGACAACGGAGAAAGAACAUCAUUCUCUGCUUUUAGAAAUUCCUUAUUUUAUAAUUUACCUAGUAGGCUGCCAAUUAUUUAAUUUUGAGUUAAAGAUAUUGUUCUUGGUGAAAAACCUAUUUAUUUUUAAUCAUAGUUGAUUAACCUGUAUAUUACUAGUUAUGAGUUAUUUCAGUUAUUUACAGUUUGUACUUGACCGUCACCGCCACAUGCAGAUUUAUCAUAAAAAGGAGGGAACUAUUCUCCUUAAUUUAUUUUGUUUUUCACAGCCUGUUAUGGUUUUUAAAAGGAGAUAAGGCAUGAAAAAGCCCUGAAACAAUGGGCUAAAGUCAUCCUCUGAAUAUGUGAGAUGUUUUUUAUCUUUUCAGAGAAUCUUUGUAAUUUAGGGACGUUUUAA
Gorilla gorilla gorilla (western lowland gorilla) is the source of this 3408-nucleotide messenger RNA. It is a transcript of the gene CDKAL1, whose product is annotated as CDKAL1 threonylcarbamoyladenosine tRNA methylthiotransferase. Gene Ontology annotation, biological process: tRNA methylthiolation. Bases 177 to 1508 code for a protein of 443 amino acids. Lineage: Eukaryota; Metazoa; Chordata; Mammalia; Primates; Hominidae. The transcript is spliced from 14 exons. The record is from RefSeq and is a predicted model, not a curated record. Gene Ontology annotation, cellular component: endoplasmic reticulum. Gene Ontology annotation, molecular function: tRNA (N(6)-L-threonylcarbamoyladenosine(37)-C(2))-methylthiotransferase activity; 4 iron, 4 sulfur cluster binding.